AUGGCCAAGAAGUUGUGGCCAAAGUGCCUAAUCCGAAUGCUGGCAUUCCGCACUUUACUACGGCCGGCGAGGUCGCCACGAUGGACUUUAAAAAUACUUGACACUCCAGCCCGUCGGGUCUACGCGUGGAACUCACAAGCAAAAUCGCACCCCGUUGGGGCUGAAUUCAUCAUCAUGGAUAAAGCUGAGGGUGUUCCUCUGUCCCAACAAUGGCUGAACGUUUCAUUUUCUCAUUACGGCAGUCUGUACUAUGUGGGAGACGUACAACCACCAGCAGGAAACUACUAUGUCAAGGAUGGCAAGCCUGUAAGGGGGUCGGAGUUCGCUAUUGGCCCAGCUACAGGUCGCGACUGGUUUGAUGCAAACCGAUCAAGUUUAGAUAUCGAGAGAGGACCAUGGGCAUCGCUAACGCAAUAUCUGCGAGCGGUCGGUGUGCGAGAAGCGAAUGCAAUCCGGUCUUUGAAGCUUCCAAAACAAAAUGCCUUGUUCUGUGGCCCAGAGCUCUAUGUACCGGAUUCGGAAAAGAAACUGAUUGCCUUGGCAAGGUAUCAACAAAUUGUCGACACCCUUAUCCCAAAGGACACUACUAUCACUACUCCAUAUCUCUGGCAUAAUGAUUUGCAUGAUGACAAUAUCUUCGUAGAUCCGAAUAAUCCUGAAAAGAUCACGGGAAUCAUCGACUGGCAGUCUUGUCAUAUCUCGCCUCUGUUCAACCAAAACCCCGACCCGGCAUUUCUCGACUGGGAUGGCCUCGAGCCCGAGACACUCGACCUGGCACCACGGCCGCAACUUGCAGGUCUUUCCCCCGAAGAGAGGUCCGCAGCUGUGCACGAGUAUCCGUUCAAAACGUGUUCAUCGGAUGGCGGAAACUCAUGCAUGCCAAAAACCCCGAUCUGUAUCGAGCAGUGGAAUUCCGAAAGACUGCGGCACUUACUUGCUACCACGAGCGAAACCCCAUUCUCAUUCGAGUUUUCGGAAGCUGACAUCGAGCGUAUCAAACUGGAUUGUGAUGGCGCGGUAGCGGGCACCGAGCUUGCUGCAGCAGCUAAGGAGAGACUAGGUGAUCUGUGGCCGGACAAAGGUUUCAUUGAGCACGAGCAAUGCGAUGAUUGCAAAGCAGCCCUUGACCAAGUCAAAGCUCAGAUAUUGGAACAACUGGCUGAGAAUGACGAGGAGAAAGCUGAAUACGAGCGUUAUUGGCCAUUUGAUUGA
Aspergillus terreus NIH2624 is the source of this 1212-nucleotide messenger RNA. RefSeq lists its product as uncharacterized. Gene Ontology annotation, cellular component: mitochondrion. NCBI's taxonomy places the organism in Eukaryota, Fungi, Ascomycota, Eurotiomycetes, Eurotiales, Aspergillaceae. The transcript is spliced from 5 exons. The coding region runs from base 1 to 1212 and encodes 403 amino acids. The record is from RefSeq and is a predicted model, not a curated record.